CGCAAUUUCAUAUAUCAAAUGCUCUUCAAAUGCCAACAAAUAUACUACCGGAACUGCUAUAUACAGAGCAGGAGAAGAUGAAUUUGUAGAAUACAAAUUCAAAGCGUUCCGCUCUGAAUUAAUUGAGGAAAUUUGGGAAAAAACUAUUGCAUCAAUUAUUGGAAGAUUUGCGAUAGAAAAUGAUGAACUAAAUAUAACAGUUAAUCAGUAUAUCCCUUUAAAUAUCUCUGCACUUGGUGACGAACUUAUGAUUUACGACCUCCCAGUUGCUCCAGCAUUCGGAAUAUUUACAGCACCAGUACAAGAUCCAGCUGUAACAGAAAAUGAUCAAGGAAUUUUUAGAUUAAAAAGAGAUGUGUACAAUGGAGUAACAGGAAAACAAUCUCAAAUGUCAAUUCUAUGUAAAUACCCUCUUCAUAACCGGCAUGCCAACGUAGCCGAAGCAACAACACGAAGACCAAUUUUUUCCGUAGGUGGAGAGCUCAUACCACUUACAAAUUCAGCUUUCAUUCUUUGUGAAACUAUAGAAUGGAAUUAUCCUCUUUUCUCGCCUACAUCUCAAUCAACCUCUAAAGUAAAUGCCUAUUCAAAACAACCUAAUAAACGCAAGAGACAAGAACUUGAAC
Racocetra fulgida is the source of this 626-nucleotide messenger RNA. The record is from the annotation of a GenBank genome assembly. Lineage: Eukaryota; Fungi; Glomeromycota; Glomeromycetes; Diversisporales; Gigasporaceae.